AUGCCGAAAACUAUCGACGUCAGCGAGACUGAGAAUGUCUCUUACAGCCAAUUCGCGUGCAUCGGCUCCGGCUUUGCAGCUAUUGGCCUCGGAGCAACGCUGAAGCGAUGGUACGGAAUCGAAGACGUAAAGUUCUUUGAACGGCAUAGCCAGCUAGGUGGAACUUGGUUCAUCAAUCGAUACCCGGUCCUUCAGAGCAACGAGCUAACAGCCUCUGGUGUCUCGGAAGGAUGCGCCUGCGACGUCCCCAGCGCCCUGUACAGCUUCUCCUUCGAGCCCAACCCGCACUGGACGCGAGUCCUGCCGACGUACUCUGAGAUCUGGGAGUACCUCAACAACGUGGCCCACAAGUACAACCUCGUCCGCAACAUGUCGUUCGACGUGCUCGUCGAGCGCUGCGAGUGGAUCGAGGAGCGCGCCCGCUGGCGCCUCUCACUCCGCCACCUCAAGUCGGGCGCCACCUUCUUCCACGAGUGCCAGUUCCUCUUCGCCGGCACGGGCGCGCUCGUCACACCCAACGACAUUGACGUUCCCGGCGCGGACACCUUCAAGGGCGUGAUUGAGCACACGGGCCGGUGGCGUCCGGACAUCGAGCUCGAGGGGAAGAGGGUCGUGCUCUUUGGUAACGGGUGUACGGCCGCGCAGGUCGUCCCGAGCGUCGUCCACAAGACAAAGUCGCUGACGCAGAUUGUGCGGUCGAAGCACUGGAUCUUCCCGCCCAUUGAUAGAAAGGUGCCCGACGUGAUUCGGUCCGGGCUCAAGACCGUGCCGGGCUUGGCGCGGCUGCUGCGCUUCAUCGUCUUUGCCGCGGCGGAGAGCUCGUUGCAGGGGUUCCCGUUGACGGAAGCUGCGAGCAAGUAUCGAGCUGGACAGAAGAAGGUUGCGGAGGAGUAUAUGCGGUCUACGGCGCCGGCCAAGUACCACGACCUACUGAUCCCGGAGUUCGAGAUUGGGUGUAAGCGGCGCAUCUUCGAUUCCGGAUACCUGAACAGCCUGCACGCCGAGAAUCUGACGUUGACGAACGAGAAGGCGCUGGAGAUUGUGCCGGAGGGCGUCAGGACGGCAAAGGGGCUGAUUGAGGCCGACGUGAUUAUCCUGGCCAACGGAUACCACACCAACGAGUUCGUUGCCGGGGUCAAUAUGAUUGGGCGCGAUGGCGAGACGAUACCGAGCCAUUGGAAGUCCUUUGGGGGGCCCGAGGGGUAUAAUUGUUCGAUGAUGAACAACUUUCCCAACUUUGUCAUGAUUAUGGGACCCAACGCUGCGACGGGACACACGUCGUCCAUCAUGGCCCUGGAAAACUCCAUCAACUACGCCCUGCGCGUCUUCAAGCCCGCGCUGAAAGGCAGAGCGAGCACUGCGGUGAUCAAGCGUGAGGCCGAGGAGGCGUACACCGACACCAUCCAAGACGCCUUGCAGCACAGGGUAUGGAACUCGGGGUGCAGCAGUUGGUACUUUCAAAAGUCGGCGGACGGCACCAAGACGUGGAACGCCAUGAGCUACCCCUAUACCCAAGGCUACUUUUGGUAUCGCUGUCUGUUUCCGGUGUGGUCCGACUGGGAGUAUAGCGGACAAACGAGUUCGGUCUCGUCGAUCAAGAAGAGGCAGCCGCGCGCAUUGCUUUUCGUCCUGACUACAUUGCUUGGUCUCGCGGCUUGGGGGACAUUUGACAAGACAGGCUUUGUUGCGGCUGAGCGCAUGCUUCUCACCAAAAGUUCAACAUCUUCAAAGCUAGCACACACGACCGUCACGGCAGGACCCAGCACCUCGCGAUGCCUCCUGGGCGACAGGAACGGCAGCGUCGUCGCAAAAUUACCCUGGCAUGUGAACCAUGCCGAGAGCGCAAGGCACGCUGCGAUGGAGGCAAGCCCAUAUGCUCGACGUGUCUACGACGAUCACUGGCCCUCGAGCAUUGCGUCUACACACUAUACAAAGACGCUUCAUGAGCGCAUCCGCAAGCUGGAACAGGCUUGCACAUCCCAUGGCAUCGACAUCAACACUCUCGAAGUCACUGCGCAAGACGCUCACGGCUCCGCCGCUGACAAUAUCUCAUCCACCGCUGCGAGAACCCAGGACUUUACCGCACUAGACGCCGCCUGCGCCAUGGACACAUCCGACGACCAAGCAGCGGUAGCGGCAGCCCAGCUGCCAUCGCCGUACUCGUCCGUUGGCGUCGACGGCUCCAGCGAGGCGAGACGGGUGACGGCCAUGGGCACCAUUCUCGCCGAGGAUGAUCUGGAGGACUCGCCUAACAAUUUGGCGGAGCCCGACUUCUACGGCAGCUCCUCGGCCGUUGCGUUCUUAAAGGAGGCCUACAGCGCGAUGAACUCGGCCCCUGCAAGAGUGCAGUCAUCCAAUCUAUUUCGGAGCCAGCAGGCACUGCCGUCCCUCUCGACGCCGUCUUCUCUAUACGCCGACUUUGACAAGUUCCUCUUACCGCCUCGCCCGUUUGCCGAUUAUCUUCUUCAACUGUACUUUCAAAGAGUACACUACCUCUACCCCGUCUUCCACAGACCGGCCUUUGAAAGAGCCUACGAAUCCCUCUGGCAACCGACGACCUCGACAACCGCAGCAGCAGUAGCCGCCUUCGAAGCAGGAGAAACGGACUUCCGCGGCGUAGGUCUGGGAUGUUCCCCCGGCGCAGACGCCACCACGAUCGUCUUCCACAGCGCCCUCAACUCCAUCUUUGCGCUCGCCUGCAACUUUGCGGACCUCACCUGCGCGGAAAAGGCAAAGAGCAUCGAGGUCUUUCUGCUGCGGAGCCGCAAGUGCCUCAGCGUCGACCUACUCGAGAAGAACAACCUCGGCGUCGUGCAGACGCUGUUGCUGUGCGGCUUGGUCUUUCAGGGGACGCCGUUUCCCGAUCGGUGCUGGAAUGCCGUUGGGAUCGCGUGUCGGAUUGCGCAGGGGCUUGGGCUUCAUAUGGAUGUUGUGGCGGCGCGGGAUAUGGGGGCCGGCCUUGGGGCGGAGGAGGAGGGAGGGUUCACUUUGGAGAUGGACGUUAGGCAGCGGACGUGGCAGGGUUGUGUUAUUCUCGAUACCCUCGUGAGCAUGACAUUCGGUCGACCUACCGUCACGUCUAAUCUAUCAGCAAACGAACUACUCUCCAGAUCCCAUUCCGGCGCAGACCAGAGUCUCGAGCAGCCCAAGCUGGAGUUCAUCACCCAAAGCUUCAAGCUGAGCUUGAUACUCGAGAACAUCCUCUCACAAGUCUACCAGGCGUGGCGAAACCGUUAUCCCGCCCAGAGAGCAAGUUGCGGCACGCGGGGAGGAGGAGGAGGAGGAGGAGGCAUAGGAGGACUCAGCUUCGACGCCAUUGUCGAGCUCGACUCCAAAUUAACCGACUUUGAGGACUUGGUACCGCCGCUCCUCUCGUGGGGAGGCGAGUCUGAAGCUUCCGUGCUGGACGGGGUCUCGUCUCCAGAUGACCUCCGUAUCCUCGCGACGCAAAAGCACGUUCUACACGCAAGGUUCUUGUAUCUCCGCCUCAUGCUCCACAGGCCGAUUCUCACCGAUCUCUCUGCGGAGUACGCCCGACCUCAUCGGGACACCGCCGGUGGCCGCCCAUCAUCGGAAGCAGCGUCCAGGUCGCGGGACAAGGGCCUCAGGGCUCCGUUCCUGACGGAGUGUGCUAGGGCGUGUGUAGACGCGGCCAUGCAGCUCAUUGAUCUGGUGCAGGGCUCGUAUCAGACGGACACGACGGGGGCGUGGUGGUGGAAUAGCUUGUAUGCCUGUGCCGCCGGCUUAGUCCUGAUCGUCUGCCGCCUCUGUCCACGCCUCUGGACAGGGCUGGACCACACAGCAACGUCUGCAUCGUGGGAGCAAUGCCAGGGCAUUCUGCAGGGCAUCGCGGCGUUCAGCGUUUCGGCUCGCAAGUCGCUGGAUCUGCUGCGCAAGAUUGACGGGGCCGUCACGCAAUUACAAGCAGCUAGGGAACCAUCGGGACAACAGAUGGACCCUGAGAUGAAUUGCGCGUCGGGGUUGGAGGAGAGCUGGUCGCUCCCGGCGGAUAUCGAUGUCUCGCUGCUUCUUGAGUCUGAUCCUAUGUCUUUCUUUCGCGGGUGGGAGGUGAUGGGUUACGAGACUUUGAACUCAUGA
This is a messenger RNA of Colletotrichum costaricense, 4098 nucleotides long. RefSeq names its product monooxygenase. Lineage: Eukaryota; Fungi; Ascomycota; Sordariomycetes; Glomerellales; Glomerellaceae. The transcript has 10 exons. The coding region runs from base 1 to 4098 and encodes 1365 amino acids. Gene Ontology annotation, molecular function: N,N-dimethylaniline monooxygenase activity; flavin adenine dinucleotide binding; DNA binding. The record is from RefSeq and is a predicted model, not a curated record. Gene Ontology annotation, biological process: DNA-templated transcription.